CAAAACUUGUACAUGAACGGAGUAUGAUACAGUACAACACAAGCAUCUAUUGCUUGCUUCUUCUCUUCCCCCAUUUCUCUUUCAUUUCUUCACAAAGUUAAGACUCCGUAUUAGAUUCCUUCAAUACUCUUUUUUUGCCCAUUGAAUUUCCCAAGGACUCUGAGCUAAUACUGAACUACCCCAAUUGUCAAUCUUUUGUUUCCUUUUCAUACAUAAACCUGAUUACUCUGUUUCUUUCAAUUUGCUGUUUUUAGGGGUUCCUUUCUGACUUUAUGAUACACAAUCCUUCUUGGUCUCUUGAUUUUUUGAUCUUUUUUCCGCAGAACCUCUCUAUUGCAGAAAAUGUGCCUCAUACCCAUUAAUCCAAAUUUGUUGUAGAAAAAUUAGCUCAAGAAAUCAUUCAAAGUGAUAUACACACACAGAAUUAUUUUCACUCCCGUUUCUCUUAAAAAAGUCACUUUAUUCAGGGAGAAAAAUCAUUCCUUUCUUCGGAUUCCUAAUAGGAAGUAUCCUCAAAAUUUGAUUUUUGAUAUUAGGGGAAGAAUUCAUAUUUACUGAUAUGGGAAAGCAUGGACCUUGCUAUCACUGUGGUGUUACAAGCACCCCACUUUGGCGUAAUGGGCCUCCAGAAAAGCCAGUUCUUUGUAAUGCAUGUGGAUCACGAUGGAGAACAAAAGGAACAUUGGCAAACUAUACUCCUUUACAUGCAAGGGCGGAAUCUGGCGAUCUUGAUGACCAUAGUGGUUCUAGGGUAAAAAACAUGCCUACUAAAACCAGUGAAGCCAAAUUUCUCAAAAGGAAACACGUCUAUGACUACAAUGAGGCUGAAGUUACUCCAGAUUAUUGUCAAUUUUUACCAAAGUGUUUAAAUGAAGACACAAGCAAUGGAUCAAGUUCUGGCUCUGCUAUCUCAAACUCUGAGAGCUGUGCUCAAUUUGCUACUACUCAAUUAAGUGAUUUGCCAGGUCCAACUCAGCCUAAUAUAUAUGAUGCAAUGAUGCCUUCAAAGAGGAAAACAUGUGUUGGUCGUCCAAAGCCAUCGCCUGUUGAGCAGCUCACGGAAGAUCUGUGCACUAUAUUGCAUGAACAACAAUGUUCAUAUACUUCUGGAUCUUCUGAAGAGGAUUUGCUUUAUGAGAGUGACAAGCCUAUGGUGUCCGUUGAGAUAGGACAUGGAAGUGUGCUCAUUCGGCAUCCAAGUUCAAUGGGUAGAGAAGAAAAUCUAGAAGCCAGGUCGCUUUUGACUGAUAAUAAGCAAAACCCUUUAAAUGAGGCUCCUUCCUCAGGGACUAACCCUCUCGCACAUACACAUGAGAAGGGUCAAGAGAUGGGGAAAAGGGAUAAAGAUGGACUUGUAAAACUGCAAAUGUUGGGGCAUAAAAUCUCUUCCUUAGGUCACAUAAGCUUGAAGGAUGUGAAGAUUAAAAACAAUCACAGCGGUUUUGAAGUUGCAGGAGUGCCUGAUGAUGUUAGCAUUGGUAACUCUGUAAAUGUUAAAAGAUCAUUAGACGGAGUGCAUCAGAGUUAUUUUUCAGUGCCAGAGACUGUAACGAAGAGCCCUGAAAGGCUGGUGAAUAUGGGAAACUAUGAAAACAAGGAUGGGGACAACUCUUGCUUCAUUACUCCAAAAUGCCUAUUCGAAUUGCCCAGUCCCUCUAAUUCUUUCUAUGUCCCUGACUGUUCAGAUCAGGACUUGCUCCUGGAUGUGCCUUCCAAUUGCUUCUUUCCCCAAGCCGAACUACUUCUGCCGUCUUGAUUUCUUGAUUACACAAUCAAAUACCACUUAUAGUAUACGUUUUUGUUCAUCCCUACCAAACACCAUUCAAAUACAGUUGUCAUCUAUAACAUGCUACAUAAAGUUAUAUAACAAGCAUAAAUUAUACCCUGCUGUUUUGCAUAACAUAUCGUUAUCUCCUAAGUUGGACUGUGGAUGGGUCCCACUAGGCAGCAUAAUUUUUGAAUUACUGGGAAUGGAUUGUGUGUAUUUUGUAUAUCAUGAUAGAGUGUACAAUAUACAUAUAUAAAAAGCAAUUCGAGGAAAGUUGCUAAUAUCUUGG
Cuscuta europaea is the source of this 2057-nucleotide messenger RNA. The record is from the annotation of a GenBank genome assembly. NCBI's taxonomy places the organism in Eukaryota, Viridiplantae, Streptophyta, Magnoliopsida, Solanales, Convolvulaceae.